AUGGCCACCGCGGCUGUGGCCCGCCCAAGUAAUGCGAUCUCUGCUGGCUCCAAUACGAUGCGUACCCGUCGCGACGCUCCUCGACUCUCCAUCAAGCGCGGACUGGACACCAACGGCGAUGGCGGACCCGCGAGAAAGAAGCGCUUCGUCGAGCCAUAUGUACGCACACGCCAACACUAUCUCAAAAAGUUUGCGAGAAAACCGGUAUCUAUGGUGGUGCACCUGCACCAGUCGCACUUUAAAAUCGAAGGACAGGAGGGUUCCUUUCCCAACGACUCGCCAAUGCGCGUCUUCCUCGAACAUUUGCGCCGGGAAACCGUACCGCAUGAGAUGAUGGACGUAUUGCUGGGGAGUCACACGCCCUUCUACGAUGGAUGUCUCAUUGUUGAGGUGCACAACCACCGCAACCCCAACGGCAAAAACCGCGCCCGUCGUCAGGACACUGCCGGCGACAAUGCCACUAACUCGAUGCACAAGUACACCAACUACAUCACCCCCUCACCACUGGCACCGUAUCCCAAAAAGGCUGCUGAGCAACAUGAUUCCGCGGAACCUGAAGAUGCCGAUACAUCCAACAAUGACAGACAACGGAAUACCGAACAGGGCGGCCCUAAAAUCGCGACUCUCGUUCUGCAGCCCACCGAUUUGUCGCGCCAUGCGGAAAUGCUCAUCCUUGCCAGCACGCCGGCUUCCGCAAUGAAGGUAAACAGGAGAAGUGCCGACACACCUACCAAUGCGCAGCCACCAACGCCGCACUUGUCCGUCCCGGCGACUCCGCUUAUUGCUGCGGGUCGCGGAUCCCCGGGCCAGGAGGGAAAGAUGUGUCUGGAGGCUGAGGAUCUGUAUCAAUUUCAAGCUGAAGUUCUGCUUUCGACGGAACCGCCGCUUCUGUUGGAGACUGGCUACACUGGCCAUGAAGCUCUGGACGCACUCGCGCACCCUCUGCACAGCGCCUUGCCGCCAUCGCCCAAGACUCGUAAGAGAACCACUGCUGAACUGGCCGCAGAUGAUGCCCAAGCAGCAGAGGCCGAGAGGAGGAUGCUCAUUAUGGACGAGCGCAUUAAACCAUCUGCACGCUCCGGUGCUGGCGUUAAUUCUGGCGACAAUGGAGCUGCGGCCGCAUCGCUUGGAUUUACUCGCUUCAAGACUAUCGCGAUGGUUCGUGAGAAGCAAGAGGAGAUCGAGCGGCACAAGAAGGAAGAGGAGGCGCAGGCAGCAGUCCAGCGAAGACAACAAGAGGAAGCUAGCCAGGCAUCACAACGAGCGGAGGCUGCGAGAAAUGAGCAACAGAGGAAGAUUAUGACACAGCGCGCGCUUCACGCACGAGAGCAAGCGCGAAAUCACCAACAACAGGCCCAGGCACAGAUUCUAGCUCAACAGCAGAACCACGGCCACCCUGGCUCUAACGGCAUGAUGAUCAAUCCAAACUUCCAACAAACUCAGAUGAUGGCUCAGGCGAGUCCAGCGCCGAGAAAUCAUACUCCCAUGCAGUCCUCUCCAAUGGUCCAGCACAACGGUGUACCAUUAGCACGCACUUCAAGCCAACAGGCAGGAAGCCCGCCGAGACCAACAUCCGCGGUGCCAAAUGCAAACCUGAUGGCCCAACAGCUCAGUCAACAGCAGCACGGCAGUCGAAUCGCUACACCAAAUGUGCAGCAUGGCACCCCGAACAUGGGAAAUGUAUUGCCCGGCAGGCAGAUGUCGCAAACACCACGUAUGCCGCAUGGCAGCCCCGCACCGGGCACCCCAGCUGCUGCUCCCAAUAUGCAGAUGCAAACUCCUGGACAGACUGGCAUGACGCCGGAACAAAUGGCCAUGUUUCAGCAAGCUCAGCGCCAAAUGGCAAUGCAAGGUCAAGCUGGCUCUCCAGCCCAGGUCGCCAACAUGACCCCUGAGCAGAUACAGAACAUUCGACAGCAGCAUCAUCAGCGAGCACAAGCAAUGCAGAUGCAGGCUGCCCAACAACAACAUCCCCACGAUCCAAGAUUUGCGGCUGCGGUAGCUCAGCGGCAGGCCAUGAUGCUACAGCAAUCACAGAAUCAAGCCUUGAGGCAGCGCAUGCUAGCUCAGCAGAAUGGAAUGGGUCAAGGCCAGCAGCACCCUAAUAUGGGGCAGGGAGGAUCUCCACAGGUCGGACGGCCCAACAUGAGUGCUCACGGUCAUCCCCAAGCCCAGCACGGCGGUGACAUGAACGGAAACGCCGGGCAGCAUCAGCAGCAGCAACAGCCGCAGCUCACGCACGAGCAACAGCUUGCUCGUAAUCAAGCGAUCCGCGUUGCUCAAGCUCAGGUCGCACAGCUCGGCCAACAAUACAACGGCAUCCACAACAUACCACAGAACAUUGCACAGAGUCUUCCCCCAAUUUCGCAGAUGAUGCUGCGCCAACAGCAACACCGCCAGCAAGCGCAGCGCACACAAGCCAUGGCAAUCAAAGCCCAGCAARCACAAAAUGGUGGCCAGCAGGUGGCGGGAAACUCUGCUGCAAACCCAGAAUAUAUGGCGUCGCUUCGAGAGAAUCAACAACUACUAGCUAUGCAUCAGUCUCAGGGUGGAAUURGCAUGGGAGGGCAGUUUGGCAGAGGACAGCAGGGUGGCAAUGAUCAUCUAAGCCAACAAAUGCUGGCGAUGCAACAGACAUUACAGAGGAACCAGAACAUGCAGUAA
Molecule: messenger RNA, 2664 nt
Organism: Ramularia collo-cygni
Lineage: Eukaryota; Fungi; Ascomycota; Dothideomycetes; Mycosphaerellales; Mycosphaerellaceae
Exons: 1
Coding region: 1-2664 (887 amino acids)
Biological process (GO): regulation of transcription by RNA polymerase II
Cellular component (GO): SAGA complex
Molecular function (GO): transcription coregulator activity
Source: RefSeq, a predicted model, not a curated record